AUCUGCUGUCACUGUCACAAUUGUUUAUUGCCGAAUUGCGUAAUUUAAAAUUAUUAAAAAUUCUAAAGAAAUGUGUUUAUAAUAAAUAAAUGAAAUAUAAAAUUUUCCAAUAAAAUCAUAAAUUUUACGUUCUGCUUAAUAAAUUUUAAACCGGUGUAAAUUAUUAGUAUUUGGAAUGUUAACCAGGCUUGGUGCGCGUUGUUUUUCUACGGAGGCAUUGAAAGUUGUCAACAAUGUAUCUAAGCAACAGUUUCAAGUAACGAUGGGUGAUUCUGAUGCAGUGUUGAAGUAUGACAAACAAGGAAAGCAUAUAACAUUUUGCCACACUGAAGUUCCACCUGUCUUCCAAGGUAAAGGAGUAGGAAGCAAGUUAGCUAAGUAUGCCUUUGAAUAUGCACUGGAAAAUUCUUUGAAAGUGACUUGCCAAUGUCAUUUUUUGGCUAACUAUUACAAGAAUCACCAAGACGCAUACAAGAACAUAAAUAUUAAGUUUGACUUGGAGGAUGUUGUAAACAAGUAACUUUAACAAAAUAAACAAUGGACUUGGCUUGGAUAAGGUGUAAUAUAUAUUAUUAUUUCAGAGAAAAAUGUUUUGGUAAUGCUAAAAAACUUGCUGAGAAAGCCUCAAAACAAUAUGGUGAUGCUGCAGAGUUUCUAUUUUAUAGCGGUCUGGCCAGUAUACUGGAAGGCCAAGUACAAAAAGGCAUCAGUGAGCUAACUCCCUUGCAAUCUGAGAAAGAUCUUCAAUUGGCUGUUGUUAUAGCUCUAAUAUAUGGUUAUAAACUCAGUAGUCCUACUGAAAGGGAAGCCCUCUACAGCCUGGAGUCCAAACUUAAAGAAGAGAAGAAGCAAGCUGGCACUCUGUCUUUCUAUUAUGCCGGUUUAUUUUUAUCUUUUGCUGAAAAGUAUGAAAAAGCUUCAGAGUACAUCAAUAAGUCAUUGAGGAAAGAUGCCAAUAAUUUGGAAGUAAUUAUCUUGAAAGGCUGGAAUGACAUGUACAUGAAUCUAGGAGACAUGCAAGUGUCUAUAUUGGAUUGCUUGGAGUUAGCUCUCAGCAAAAGUGAUAGAAACAUUGAAGCAUUACUAGGAUUGGCCAAGUUUAAAUAUUUCUCCAAAGAUUAUGAUGCAUCAAAUCUAACUUUAGACCAACUGAUUGUGAAUAAUCCAGGUCAAGUUGUGCCUUUAGUAGAGAAAAUGAAAAAUGAAUUUGCUUUGCAAAAAUGGGAUGCAGUUUAUGAUACGAUGGAAAGAAUAUUUCCGCUUGAUCCAGAAAAUAUUGAGGCUUUGAAAAUUAAAAUUUUUAUUGCUCUUUGUAAGAAUGCUGAUUAUAUAGAAGCAGCUGAUCAGCUAAACAAGUUCUUUGCUGUGUUAGAGAAUGAAGAACCUCACAAUGCAUAUCAAUUUUACCAUACAACACAGAUAUUCUCAAGGGCUUGUGGCAGGUCUAGUGCUGUGCUUUCACAGGUGUAUAGAUUUGCGCAGUAUGCCUCAGAAAUGUAUCCAGGUAAUGUGGAUUACUUAAGCGAAGUUGGUUAUCAAUGCAUUCUUCAAGGAAAGUACAAAGAUGCUCUCAGCUUUUUCAAAGCUGCUAGCAAACUAGAUAGUAAUUCCAUUACUGCACUAUGUGGGUUAACACUUUGUCAAAUGAAUGAGCAUGGCCCUACGGAACAGAUAGCUCAGCAGAUAGAACUCUUGUUUGAAAUGCAGGGAAGCACCAAGCUUCCAGUUUUGUACCAUUUAUCAGCACAGCUGAACUUGAAGAAUUCGUCCAGUGCAAUAUCAUUCUUGAACAAUGCUUAUGAAACUAAAAUUGCCUAUGCAAAUCGCAAUCCCUUCAGCUUAGCAUAUGUGAAGAAUUUAGAUCCAGAUUUCCUACUGGAAGUCUAUAAGGAAUAUAAGAAACAUCUGCCUAAAAAGCCGUUUAUAAUAGUGGGAUACUUGAUGUAUUCGCAAGAAGUUAAAAAUCCAGUUGUCACACAUUGUCUGAAGUUGCUAGAUGCUAUAUGUGUAGCAUGUCCUGGGUUGAUAACUGCUUUAUACGAGUUGGCGAAGCUGAAGUUUUUGUUUGGCUAUGCAAGUGACGCUAUGAAGUUGGCGCAGCAAGUCAAUGAGCUAGACAGCACCCACGCUGGCAGUCAGGUCCUCCUUGCUCAGAUAUUGAUACAACAACAAGCUUAUACUAAGGCUGCACAGAGUUUAGAAAUGUGUUUGAGCUAUAACUUCAAGGUACGGGACAGUGCUAUGUACCACCUUCUCAAUGGAGUCAUUUUAAAAAGUGCGGGACAACUAAAGGAGUCCCUAUCUAGUUUCUUAACUAGUCUGCAAAUUGCGACGAACAAGAAUGUGGUUGGUAACGUAAACAGAGCAUAUGAGUCCGAUUUAAAUAUUAUUGAUAAAGCCACUUUGUAUUUACAAAUAAUAGAAAUACAAACAGAGUUGGAACAGUUUGCCGAAGCUGGGAAAACAAUGCAGGAAGCGAUACAAGAAUUUUCGUACACAUCUGAAGAAAGCCGACUGCUAAUUGCUAGGGCUGAUUUAGCCCUCAAGAAAGGGGACGUUGACAGUGCAAUAGACCUUCUCAACGAGAUUAAGCCUGGCCAGCCCUAUUACUUCCAAGCCCAUAGCAAAAUGGCCCAUAUCUAUUUGAAGGAGAAGAAUGAUCGAGCGAUGUUCACGUCGUGUUUUAAAGAGAUCGUUAGCAACCACCCCAUGGCAGACGCUCGCACUAUGAUGGGCGAUGCUUAUAUGUCGAUACAUGACCCGACUCAAGCAGCAGAAGCGUAUGAAGCAGCUUUGAAGAGUAAUCCAAAGGACGUGCAGCUUGUGAAGAAGCUGGGAGUGGCUCUAGUCAAGAUGCACGAGUAUGACAAGGCGUGCCAGCAUUAUGAGAGCGCGAUUAGACUUCUCAAUGAUGAGGACUUGCAGUUUGAAUACUAUGAUCUUCUGAUCAAGCUCAAACAGUAUGAUAAAGUGGAAUCAUCAAUCUCUUCAGAACUGAACCAGAUGUACAAUAGAGAUAAAGAUAUCAACCAACUAAAGCGCAGAGUCCGCUUGCUACUGAUGCAAGCGAAAGGGCGAGAGCUUAAAAACCCGACUUCAGCCAAUGUGAAUCUCUUACUAGCUGAAGCAAAAGAUAUACAGAGUAAUUUGGUGAAAAGAAUAGAGAUUGACUCAAGAGGAGAUGUACAAGAAGAGAAGCAGCAGUUGUCUAGUAUACUCUGUGCUUUGGCUAAAGUGAAGUCUUUGAAAGAGCCGGCCGUGGCAGCUAAUCUGUACUCUGAAGCGCUCGUUCACGUUCCAAGGGAUCCCAAUACGCUAUUGGCUUUGGCUAAGUUGUACGCUAAUAUAAAUAACUCCGAGAAAUGUGAACAGACUUGUGCAGUUUUAUUGAACACAGAUCCUAACAAUGAGUCAGCGGCUGUUAUGAUGGCAGAUCUUGCAUUUAGAAAGGUGGACUUAGAAGCAGCUCAGCGCCACUUGAACCAGAUCCUAUCAGUUAAACCAAUGAGUUGGGAAGCUCUCGCGCAGCUGAUCGAAGUGCAGUGGCGACGUGGAAGACUGUCUGAUGCUGAACAGGCAUUGGAGACGGCUAAGUCUGCAUUAGGAGAACAGGAGGAUCCUGGGUACAGUUACUGCGCGGGGGUGUGGCACGCGUACUCGGGUCGCGCGAACGCGGCGCUGCGGCAGCUGAACGCGGCGCGGCGGUGCGCGCGGUGGGGGGGGCGCGCCGCGCGACGCAUGGCCCUGCUCUGUCUCGCGCACCACGCGCCACACGCACUGCACGACUCCUUCCUCGCCGCGCCACUACACUCGGAGACCAGACUUCUAGCACUAAAAACAGCGGAAAAACUCCUAGGAGAAGUGCCACCGCUGGACCGCAAGUCCCUACAGGCGAUGUUACAGCUGGCCACCAAACAAAAGCCUCAAGCGGAGAAGGUGCUGCAAGAAAUACUUCCACUAGCCACAGAAGACAACUACCAGGAUGAUCCAUACUUGAUUUUGGCUAUAGCUAAUGCGUAUAACAUUAUAAAACAACCCACUCGAGCGAAGAACAUAUUAAAAAGGACAAUUUCUUCAAUACCGUGGUCUCCUGAGAAAGCGGAUGGUUUGGAAAAAUGUUGGCUGGAAGUAGCAGAUGGUCAGAUAAAUUCUGGGAGGUUAGAUGCGGCAAAGGAACUGCUUACCAAAGUGUUAAAUCAUAACAACUCUUGCGCAGCUGCAUAUCAGUACUUAGGUUACUUAGCAGAAAAAGAGCAGAAUUACAAGAGCGCUGCCCAUAACUACAACAAUGCAUGGACUCACGGUGGUAAAAGCGAUCUCGCAGUUGGAUACAAACUGGCUCAUGCCUACCUCAAGCUGAAAAAGUACCCAGAAUGCAUUGUUGUCUGCCGGCACAUACUAAAAGUGCAUCCAGAUUAUCCAAAAAUAAAAAAAGAAAUAUUAGAAAAAGCUAAAACUAAUUUGAGAACCUAAAAAGGAGUAAAAAGAGCAAAAAGAAUUGUACUGUAUUUAGUUUUAAUACAUCUUGGGCACGGUUUUUCAAUUUAAGUACCAUAAUUAUUACUAAUGAGUUACUUUAUAGAGAAUAUGUUUUAGGAUUAUUAUUAAUCCUUAAUUUUAGUUUACGAAUAAAAUUGUUUUGAUUGAAAAACUUGCCCAAAUCAAAUUAUAUGUUUUAAAACAUGUCUUUGGUCGAAAUUUUACUUAUGUAAUCCGUCCAUUGUUGUUUCUUCAAAAAUCUAUUUGGCUAUUAAAGUUGCAUUAUUGUUUACAUUUAUAUUGUCUUUUAAUAAGAGUAACAUUAUAAUAAAUAGGUUAUUAUAGAAUAAUGUUAAGCACAAUCAGAAAAAACAUGUAACAUGCAUAAAUAUAUUUUAUUUCAAUUUAAUUCACUCAGUUGUGACAUUUAUUUUUCAUUUACUUUUAUUUUAUUGAAACAUUAAUCAAAAAAUACUGUUCUGUAUCUACGCUACUUGAUAACCUUUGAUUGGUUAGUCAUCUUUGUUUUCUUCUUGUUCUAAAAUGGUCUUGAAACAGAAUGGCUGGAAGAUGUAUCCCAGACCCGAGUAGAACUUGCUCAUGAACUCCACCCUGGGUAAAGAAAAAAGAGUUUGUAUUAGUGACUAGCAGCUCGCCCCUGCUUCGCACGGGUCUCGUCAUCUCGCUUACGAUGAAAGGGCGCCCUAUUAGCCAAUUCUCCCCUCUACUUUUCUAAAAUUUUCUUUCAGAACCUUCUCUUGACAAUAACACACAACUAAAAAAAAUCAGUAGAAUUGAUUUAUGCGCUUGCGAGUUAUUGAGUUAUGCGCUUACCAACACAUUUUGCGAUCCAUUUUUAUAGAUUAGUGUAAAGUCACAUGGUUUUUACACAUCUUACAAUAAAAAGUGAGAUUAAAGAAUGCUUGUAGAUAAAGAAUUUUGUAUUGAACAGCAAUUUAGUAUAUAUAAUAGGUUACUCGAUAAGUUUUCAAUGCAUUAUUAUCUAAGUUUACAUGGCAUACAUUACCAAAGACAAACCAACUAAAUUAUGUACCAAAGAAUCUUUGUGUAACUGAUUUAAAAAAGUAACCAUGGAGUUUCUUGCUCGUUCUCCAUCGGAAUCCAAACUUUGGAAUGAACAAAUGGCUUCACUAAGAGGACUGACCGGUAGACUUUAUCUUUAAAGUUUUGUUUGACGUAAAAGUGCCUGUAAGGGUCUAAUUGAAAUAAAUGAUUUUGACUUUGACAUUUGACAAAAAGUUGUAAGUUACCAGUGCAAACGCAGCGUGUGAAGGAAGGCGGAGAGCCCUUCCAUCAUGACGAGGAUGGCAAGUGUGAACAGCGCCCAGAAGCAGAACGCCACGUACAGCUUGAUGGCGCCGAUGUAGUCGUGGUCUUGCAGACCAAACUUCAACACCAUGUUCCAUAGCACCUCCGACAGUUC
Spodoptera exigua (beet armyworm) is the source of this 5923-nucleotide messenger RNA. NCBI's taxonomy places the organism in Eukaryota, Metazoa, Arthropoda, Insecta, Lepidoptera, Noctuidae. The record is from the annotation of a GenBank genome assembly.